Messenger RNA from Phytophthora nicotianae INRA-310, 1467 nucleotides. RefSeq lists its product as hypothetical. NCBI's taxonomy places the organism in Eukaryota, Oomycota, Peronosporomycetes, Peronosporales, Peronosporaceae. The transcript has a single exon. The coding region runs from base 1 to 1467 and encodes 488 amino acids. Gene Ontology annotation, molecular function: protein binding. The record is from RefSeq and is a predicted model, not a curated record.
AUGUCUCUUCCUCUGCGAUCAUUGCUGUCUUCUGGGCGCUAUACGCGUCCUCUGCUACCACGCGCAGUUUCAUCUCGUAGACCAGCGUCUUCUCUCUCCUAUGGUCCAAGUUUCAGCUCCAGAUUCGCUUCGACGGCUCCACCCCGUCACGUUUUCGCCGAUCCCUCCGUGGGUAUUGGUUGUCUCCCUUUAGCGCCUGAGGAAACACAGGCGGAGCGUGAGCUAUUCAACUCGCUACCAGAAUUCCAGGGCGCUGCACAGGUUCUUUUAGGCCAGGGAAGCGACGAGGCACGGCUUCUGCCCAACCACCUUCGCGCCGAGAAGGCUCUGCCCAAGCUCCAGCGCACGGUGGAGAUCUGUCGCUCAUCCAUGGGUUUCCACAGCGUGUAUCUCCAGGCAGCAUUGCGUCAUCUAGUGUCCACGCUCUUUAUGAAGGGCGACGUGGCCGAGGCCACAAAGAUCAUGCAGGAACGUGGAGACGUCAUGCAGUGGCCUAUGGCUGAGCACGAACGCAUGUUGCGUCUGCUGCUGCGCUCCAAUCUGCCCAAUGAGGCGAAAGCUUGGUGCAAGAAGGAAGAGUUCGCCAAUCAAUUCCCUAAGGAUGCGACGGUGCCGCUUAAGUGGACGUUGUACGAGCUCAUUGGCACGGAACUGAGUGGAGGCGCCGAGCAACUGGCCAAGGCUGUUGAGGAUCCGCUAUUCGUUCAAGCUGUGGAGACGCUGCGAGAGAAGAAAUAUGUGGUAUUGAAACACGAAGAAACCAGCAACUUGAAGGCCAGCGAGGUGCAGCUAGGACGCGAGAUUCCCUACUUGUUGGCGCAGUAUGCGUCACUGUCAGUGGCUAGCAGUCGAGCGCUGGAGAGAGAUCCCAAGGCGGACCCUAAGGCGCCUCCGACUGAUGCCCAGUUGGUGAGUUUGAACCAAGCUGAAGUGCUGUAUAAGGAGGCGCUGGAGUGGGUCGAGAAGAUUGCGGCUGAGGAAGGCAAGGACGCGCUGCUGGCUUCAGGACCGAACGCUCCGUUCGGAUCUUGGGUCGAGACGAACAUUGGAGAGCUGUUGCUGCGCAAGAACAAGCCUGAAGAGGCUAUGGAAUGGCUGGGCAAGGCUCUGAGCACCCUACAGGCUGAGCAGACUGGCGUUGGAGGCAGCGCACUUGCGAUGACUCGAGUUCUUGGCCAGAUCGCGAGAGGUAGCCAUGCCAUGGGUCAGGCUGUGACGAGUGAAGGUCUGUUUGUUACGGUAGUCGAGACGUUUGAGCGCGAGUCGAAGCUGUCUGCCACAGAUCGUGUCGAGUUUGCGCGCGUGCUGCGUGCGUAUGGUGAUCUGCUGGCCAACUGGGAGAAGCGCGAGGCCGGUGCUGCGAAACGGUAUGCGCAGGCCGAAAAGGUGGAGAAGGAGCUGGCAGAAAUGUGCAAGGCAAACCAGAGCACCGUCGCGUUGCACCCCAUUUUUUAUUUGCCGCUGUAA